CGGCGAUUUUGGAUUUCUCAAUUUUGUGCUGAAAAUUCAUUAAUUAAAGGAAAAAGUGCACAAAAUGAACUUUUCAGUUCGAAGUAAUUCUGGCAUUGAUGUUUGGGAAAUUAAAAAUAAAGAUUCCCAAAGUGCAUCUGGACGAGUCUUUAAACCAUUCUUUAAAGAAUCUAAAGGUGCAAGAGCUUUUGCUUACAGUUCAUCAAGUUUUGUGUAUGGCAGUAAUACAGAAGUUAAAGUAUUCAAUCUGAACUAUGAAUUACAGUACACGAUUCCUAGAUCUCGGUCUCAUGUCAUCAAGUUUUCACCAAAAGGAACAUUCCUGAUUGUUUAUGAGAUUUUUGUAAGCACAAAAGAGAGUCCAAAUAGUCCAAAUUUGUUUUUCUACGAAGCAGAAACUGGAAAGGAACUCAUAAGUUUUGCUAUGAAAAAGCACUCUGAAUGGGAACCACAUAUUUCCAACGAUGAAUCUGUUCUUGCCAUAAUGCUUGCUGGUGAUGUUCAUUUUUAUGAAAUUGCUAAUGGAACUUUCACAAAAUCAUCUCAAAAAUUGAGUGGUAAGGUUGGAAGCUUUUCAUUAUCACCGGGACUUAGCACACAUGUUGCUUUAUAUUUGCAAAGUGCUAAAGGAAGUCCAAGCAUGGCAAGAUUAUUUAAAUAUCCAAAUCUUGAUCUUCCGAUUGCAUCGAAAAGUUUUUCGAAAGCCGACAAAGUAGAAAUCUUUUUUAACAAAAAGGGAAACGGAUGCUUAAUUAUGACAUCAAAUGACGUUGACAGUACUGGUGCUUCGUACUAUGGAAAACAAGCAUUGCAUUUCUUAGCCACUAACGGCGAUUCUUUCAGCGUUCCUUUAAAAGCAGAAGGACCAAUGCACAAUGUAGCUUGGAGCCCAAAAUCGAAUCAAUUUAUUGUUGUCUACGGUUAUGAACCAGCUCACGCAACAUUGUUUAAUAUGAAAUGUGAUGUUGUUUUUGAUUUUGGCACAGGCAUUAGAAAUUGUGUCUAUUGGAAUGAUUUUGGGAACUUAGUUCUCUUUGGAGCUUUUGGAAACUUACGUGGAGAUAUUGAAGUCUGGGAUGUAAAUAAGAAAGUUCAAGUAUCAAGCAGCUUAGCGACUGAUACAACCUUACUUGAAUGGGCUCCGUCGGGCGAUUUAUAUUUGACAGCUACGACUACUCCACGAUUAAGACAAGCCAAUGGAUUUAAGAUUUGGCAUUAUAGCGGAGCUUUACUCUAUGAGCUAAUGUGGCCUGAUAAACAAGAAUUGUAUGAGCUUACAUGGCAAAAAUAUAAUGAAGGAUUUUGGAAAGAACCGAUAAUUAGUGCUAAGAAAGUUGAAGGCAUUCAGUCAAGUCAACCACAAGCAAGUGCUAAAAAGUACGUUCCACCAAAUAUAAGACUUCUUGGAGAAGAGGCUGCUAACAGUUCUAUUCAGCCACCACCACAAGGACCUAUUCCAGGCUUGCCUCCAGGAUAUACUUCAGCAAAACAAUCGAAGAAGCCUUCCAAUAAACCAAGGAAUAAACCAGCACAAGCAUCACAGCCAAAUGAAGGAUCUCCACAAAAACCUUCAUCACAGCCAAAACAGCAACAAAAACCGAGGCCACAAUCAAAUCAGGUUCAAGCCACAGGCGAUAAGGAAGUAAGUGACAAGCCUCAAAUUAAUUAUGAAGAUAAAAAGAAAGUUUCAGCUAUUCGAAAGAAGUUGAAGGACAUAAAAAUUCUACAAGAAAAGCAAGAAAAAGGUGAAAAAUUGGAUAAAAAUCAAUUAAAGAAAGUGGAAUCUAAAGGAGAUUUGAUUAAAGAGUUGGCAGCCUUGAAAUUAUCUUAAAAACCGGAGAAUCCUUAAUAACAUUGCAAGUUUUUUAUACACACAAAAGUUGAGAACAUCAUAUAUAAUAAUAAAAAGUAUCAAAAACUUUAAA
This is a messenger RNA of Chironomus riparius, 1925 nucleotides long. NCBI's taxonomy places the organism in Eukaryota, Metazoa, Arthropoda, Insecta, Diptera, Chironomidae. The record is from the annotation of a GenBank genome assembly.